GGCAAUCCGUGUGUUGAGGUUUAUGUUAUCGGGUUCUAACUUCUAAUACUUACUAUUAUGAAAAGAAUAAAAAACCGCAUGAUCGAAAAUUUCAUAACAGCCACAUUGUUGCAAGCAGUAGGUUAACCCAAAUUCAUCAUCGAUCCGAAAAAGAAUUCCUUUAAGAAAUUCUAUCGAUACUCAAUAGUUGUCAUCCAAAACCGAAUUCCUUAACACUACAACUACAUCGCCAUCCAUCAGCAUAUCUUCUCCUACAAACAAUGGAGUCAUCGGUGAACGGCCUUGUGAGAUAUUUCCCUCGCGCGGGAAUGAUUUACCCCGAAGGAGACUUCCUUGGAUGAUAGCGAAGAGAUCACCAGCUUCGCUCGGUGCUUGAGCGCAAUGGCAUUAUCAAAAGAACCCGCGAUGUAUCAAUCAAGCAGAACCGAGACGCAGUCGACAAAGCGAUGGCCGACAUGUUCACCGUCGCCCUCGAGAAGCACAUCAUCAAGUGCCGAGAGGGAUGGGGUGGAGUGAUCUCUGUGUUCACGACCCUCAGACGAUAUAUCCCUUGAGCAUCGAAGAUCAAGGAGAUGCCCUUCAUCCAUCUCUGCUGUGUCCUCUCCAGGUCUCGUCGCGAUUGGCACAAGAACCCGCGUCCCCCUUCCGAAGUCAACGAGCAUUGCGCUAUGGCGAAGAGAAUUGUCGUCUUUAUGGAGGUUGUGGGCGACGAUGGUUGGUGGAGGGUUGGUCGUCUGUUCUUUGCAUUGCCAGAGUCCGACGAGGACGACGAGAGCGAAGAGGAGAAGGAGAUGAUGGUAGAGAAAGAGGAAGAGAUGGUGAUAGAUAAGGAGGAAGAGGAGGCUAUGGAGGACGAUCAACCAGAGGUCACUGCAAACCCUACCAUCGCUGCUCCCGCUUCUGAGGUCGGCCACUCCGAUGAUGGCGACAUCAACAUGACUGACGUUGGAGUGGCAUUUGAGAAGGAUUUGGCCCAGGAAGAGACGAUGGAUGGAGAUGAGAUGAUGGAAAUGGACUGAUGGGUUAUGAAAAGGGAGAGUAACUAACGCAUUCCCCCUAUACUUAUGAUACGUGUAAGGGGUGACUAGCCAGGCUAUGGGAAUUCAUCGGAGGAAAUACGAUUCGGUGGAGAGAAUCCCGAGUCUGUCAGUCGUCGGUCAAAUGAUUGAGACAGUACAGUUCAAACGGGAGGAUAUAUCCAUCGUGUAGUCGUUUGAAAUUAACCCCGUUAGCUUAUUCUUCUAUUAUUUCGAAAAUUAUGCUUUUUUAAGUGCUAUUAGGCCCUGUAGUGGUUUGUUGUAGGUGGUGAAG
Annulohypoxylon maeteangense is the source of this 1311-nucleotide messenger RNA. RefSeq lists its product as uncharacterized. Lineage: Eukaryota; Fungi; Ascomycota; Sordariomycetes; Xylariales; Hypoxylaceae. Bases 573 to 1019 code for a protein of 148 amino acids. The transcript has a single exon. The record is from RefSeq and is a predicted model, not a curated record.